GCCGAAGUGCCGACUGGCUUGUUGAUUUGAGUCAGCAGCAGCGAGUAAAAGUUGGUGAAUAUAAAAUUAAUUGUUAAAUUAUACAUUAUAAAUCUGUAAAUAAGAACUAAAUAAAUAGUUAAUUUUAAUUAAUUAAUUUGACAGAUUUCUAUUAUUUAUCCAGUUUUAUCUUUAAGUGUAUGUUUUGAGUCAAAACUUUUGACUAAUAAAUAAAAUGAAAAGUUCCUGCCUGCACUUUUGAUAUCCUAGCUUGUCGCCGUUAGAACAUUAAUUAAAACAAUUCAUAAAAACAAGUGACUUUCGGCCAGUCACACACCAAAGACGAAGGACGUCGGUGUUCCUUAAAGUUCAAAAACAAAUAAUUCUAAUAGCCGUGCAGUACAUCGACCCACACCACAAAGAUCAAGUUAUUUGAAUAGCAGAUAGUACAGAAUGACGGAUACGGGUUAUCAGCCGCACCCACCCCCCGCCCCUGCCGCCGCUGGAGUUGGACUAGAACAUGACCCUGACCAAGUAGAGUACUGUAUUUGCCGCAAAUUAGAAGUUAUCGAAGAACAAGAGAGAAAGUACAAUAACACAUCGGACCGAAAAGGUAAACACUCUCCAGAGUCUUCCCCCUUGGACCAGCUCAUCUACAUGGACAUGCUAAAUUUCAACCACCUCCUGAAGAAAGCACAACGGGCCGAUGCAAUCCGCGCAGCUUAUUUUAAAGGAACACUGCCUAAAAUCAAAACUGAAAUAACCGAGGAGGAUGUGGGACUCGAAAUUUUGCAAAAAUUUGGAGAAUUGGACGACGAAUCGCCUAAAUUCGAUCCUCUCUUUCUCUCAUUCAAGGAAACCAUGCAAGAAGAAUUCGCCAUCUUCGAAGAAGCCGAGAGGGAAGAGUUAAUCUCAGGAAACAUUUCCGGUUUCGAGACUGUAGAGCAAGUAAGAAAGAAGAUGGACCAAUGGGUCAUCGAGAACAAAGUGGAUGUCGAAAUGUACACUAAUUUCGACCCGAGAAGUAACCUUAGUAAAGCAGAAUGGUUCGACUUGCCACGCCCGAUGGAAGAGUGGGGUCAGGCUUAUUUAGAAUCCAAAGCCGUGUCUCUUAUAGCUUUGAAUCUUCAAACGAAACCCGUCGAGGAGAAAGAAGACAAAAAUGUCCCAAGUACCGACUCUACUCCAGCUUUCGAACCUGAUGUGUGGCCUCCCGAGCGUGACCUCCUUGCCGAAUCUCUACCCGUUCUAGAUAACCCGAACUGUGACCCCCAACGAAAAGAGGAAUUACUAAGGGUAAAUUUGGCCGUGUUCGAUCCAAAAUACUGGAAUUUUCCAAAGAACGUAUCCAACCGGAACGAAGUCUCCAAAGAUGAAGAAUACUUUACCCCUCUGAAACUGUGCCGCACACUCAACAGCCUUAUCCACCAGUGCCCCUUGGGGAUAAGUUCAGACGCAUUGAAUGACUUAUAUUUUCGUACGAACGGCUCGCACGUGACCUUCAAUAUUGAUCUAUGUACAACCUCCGACGAAUUAGACAUGGAAGACUACACUGAACAAUUCUUCGUCAGUCUGCCCGAUAUUUUUCACGCGUCCCGACCGAUAAUCGGUGGGGUCGGAAAGACGCUCCUCUUCCCCGCCGCGUUCAAAGGCUUAAUCGCAACUCGUCGUAUUUUCGAUGCCAGACUUACCCACCUUAUCGUCAUGACGGUUAUCUUGAAUGAUACGGGUUUCCUCCAUGUGGAAGAAGUACCCUCCUUGAUUUGGUCCCAUUUUGGCGUCGACAUCAACCCCUUCGCGCUCGGGUACUCGUCCACCCUUAGCUUCGUCAAGGAUUACCUGUCCUCCCUCCGGAGUUACGUAACCUUUGUGGAAUAUUUCCAUCGACAAGGCGACACCUAUGAGCCCAAGACAUUCCUCAUUCUCACCCAUUUUCCCAACGCGAUCCAAAACUUUGAAGCUUAUCGGACCCAAACUGAAGACCCGGGGAUGGUGGAACUGGAAAAAUCGCGAAUGAAAAAUUUAACUCUGGUGGAGAAACAUCAAGCUCAAAUGAUCGGGUUGAAACCAAUCAUGAGGAAGGUGGAGGAGAUUGAAUUCUCCUCGGAUUUUAUCGACCUUCAUGGCCCCCAUUAUUGUCGGUGUUCCUAUGCUAUCAGCCCUUCCAGCUUUUACGUCGUUUUGCACAAAGACUUUGAAAAUUUGCGAUAUGUAACAAGAAAGUUGGAAAACCCAGCAACCCACAGUAAUUGUGAGUUACCUUUCAACUUUUUGGAAGAAAUUACCAUCGGAUCUCUAGUCUUGGCAAAGGUUAAACCAGAAGAGAACGUAUGGUGCCGAGUGGUCGUAAUUUCUCUCCCAUGUGUCAAUGAAAAUAAUCCUGAAAGCGGCAUAGGGGUCAAAGUUCGCCAACUCGAUUACGGGGGACUAUUUUGGGUCAAACUUGACGAAAUUGCCCCACUCCCGAGAGAGCUUGGCGAACCCAUACGAGCGCUCGCGAUUCAUUGCAAUCUCCAAUUUCACGAUAAGACUCUAAUCAAAAAGGAAAAUACUGCUGAUUGGACGGACAAGGAGAGGGAAAUGUUUAUUGAGAUGGUUUGCGGCCAAAAUAUGAAGGUCCAGUUAGGCAUGCCAACUUUUCACACAAUUAUGACACCCGUGGGAAAACAAGUGACCGAGGUGACAGAUCCUUAUGGAAAACCUUGCGCAACUUUUCCUGCUCGAGGAAACUUACAUCUCCCAUUUCCGGAUGUGCGACUUCUUCCCGUGACAAAGGCAGUGGUGCUGAAAACUAAACAACCAACUGAUGACUGGCUGAAUUCGACGAUAGAGGAGUUUAAAACUUCCAAAGUCUUCAUUUCAGAUUUAGCUGUAGAAUUUGAAAAGUGGUAUAAAAGCACGAAAUAAGUUAUUCUUGAUUUGAAAUCAUGAGAUAAAUGUAGAUAAAGUUAAACAUUGAGCGUCCAUGCAGUCCACCCAAUCAAUAAUUAGGAAAGAUUUGAUUACGAUUUUUAAUAUUUGACGCAUUUUUGUACUAUGCACUUCAGUUUCGACAUAAAAUUUCAAAGAAACUGUUUGCUAUUAGAUGUAAUAGAGGAAAAUCUGUACACAAUCGUGAGAAAAAUUGGAUUUUUAUUGUAAAAAUUGUAGUAUAAUUACAUACUUAGUUCGGUGUUUGAGGAUAUUUUACUUGAUAAGUAAGUUCAUAGUUGGACCUGAAUUUAGUUUUCAUUCAAAAAUCAGUCAUCCCGAGUUUUGACGGAAGAUUUUCAUUCACUCAGUCAUUUUUUGACUUACGCUAUAAUUAAAUUAUUAAACGUAUUAUUUUCAUAGGUUAGGAAUUUUGUACGUAAAUAUUUUAUUUAUCUGUUUUGACAUCUUUGUAAAUAUUUAGUGACAAUUCCUAAAAAUAAACUUGUAAGUUUUCAACGUGUUAAACAAUCUUUA
Molecule: messenger RNA, 3426 nt
Organism: Folsomia candida
Lineage: Eukaryota; Metazoa; Arthropoda; Collembola; Entomobryomorpha; Isotomidae
Exons: 7
Coding region: 433-2886 (817 amino acids)
Source: RefSeq, a predicted model, not a curated record